Populus nigra (black poplar) is the source of this 783-nucleotide messenger RNA. RefSeq names its product large ribosomal subunit protein uL23. The coding region runs from base 174 to 635 and encodes 153 amino acids. Gene Ontology annotation, cellular component: ribosome; cytosolic large ribosomal subunit. Gene Ontology annotation, biological process: translation; ribosomal large subunit assembly. NCBI's taxonomy places the organism in Eukaryota, Viridiplantae, Streptophyta, Magnoliopsida, Malpighiales, Salicaceae. Gene Ontology annotation, molecular function: rRNA binding; structural constituent of ribosome. The transcript is spliced from 4 exons. The record is from RefSeq and is a predicted model, not a curated record.
UAUAUAAGGCACCAUCUCUCCAUCUUCCCCGCUUGGGAAAAACCCUAGUUCACAGCCGCAGCAACUAAGGUCUGUCACCUCAUCUCUGUUGUCUCUUCACCAUCACUUUUAUUUGGUGUUCUCUACAGAACCCUACGUGCAGGUUUAGUGGUGUCUGUGAAGUGGUAGCUACAAUGUCUCCGGCUAAAGCUGAUGCAUCCAGAAAGCCUGAUCCAAAGGCACAAGCCCAGAAGGCUGCCAGGGCUGUGAAAUCAGGGCCAACAUUCAAGAAAACAAAGAAGAUCCGGACAAAGGUUACAUUUCACCGUCCCAGGACAUUGAAGAAGGAGAGGAAUCCCAAGUAUCCACGCAUCAGUGCAACACCUAGAAAUAAGCUGGACCACUAUCAGAUUCUGAAGUAUCCACUUACUACUGAGUCUGCAAUGAAAAAGAUUGAAGACAACAAUACCCUUGUGUUCAUUGUUGACAUUCGUGCAGACAAGAAGAAAAUUAAAGAUGCAGUUAAGAAGAUGUACGACAUUCAGACCAAGAAAGUGAAUACUUUGAUCAGGCCUGAUGGAACUAAGAAGGCAUACGUAAGGUUGACUCCUGAUUAUGAUGCCUUAGAUGUGGCAAACAAGAUUGGGAUCAUAUAAAUCUGUGUUUUUGGUAGCUAUUUGUUCUGAUGAGCAAAGUGAUACCAAGCGUACUGUUGACAGUUUUGUUAGGAGCAGUGCAGUUUGUUAGGACUCCAAUGUCAUGUUUGUUUUUCUUUAAUAUAUUUUGAGAACUAUUUUUCUAUUA